Drosophila simulans is the source of this 4383-nucleotide messenger RNA. RefSeq lists its product as uncharacterized. Bases 517 to 3387 code for a protein of 956 amino acids. NCBI's taxonomy places the organism in Eukaryota, Metazoa, Arthropoda, Insecta, Diptera, Drosophilidae. The transcript is spliced from 13 exons. The record is from RefSeq and is a predicted model, not a curated record.
ACUAGAUAGAAAAUAGAUGUGAUAGGUGUUGGGAAAAUUCGAGCUGCCCUGUUCAAAAAACGACACGCACACGACGUGCACAGACGACCCAAACGAAAAGAAAAGACGACCACGACGGCCAGAAAUAAGCAAAUUAUUUGGCUAACAAUCGUCGAAAGGGACACUAAGGAUUACCCAGCCGACGAUUGUUGGUUAAAUUUUGCUAACGGCAGCGCGAAAACUUUCUAAAACCAUAAUCUAAGAUAUUAAAUUCUGAAUCAAAAUCCAUCGAUCUGCAAAGUGAAUGAAAUAACGAACAAGUGCAAAAUUGGAAACCCACUGAAACUGUGACAAAAUUUUGCAUUUAAACGAGCGCAUAUAUAGCGGAUGCAUAUAUAUGCAGAAUACGAGCAAAAGUGUUAAUUCUAAUUUUCCCUAAUUAUUCAUAAUUACGGAAAACUUGUAAGGAGGAUUUAUGACGUGGCUAAAGUGCUAACCACGCUGGAAACUCGAGGAUAAUUUGUUGUGUUGAUUAUUAUGGGGCGGCUAACCAUUUGGUUCCUCCUGGGACUAACGUUAAUCGCCGUUUCCAAUAAUGUUGGGUUUGUCAAUGCCGAUGUCGGACCAAGCGAAUCAGAAUGUCGACCCUACAUUGAGAAGGCUAUUCAUGAAUUGAAAACAGAUGGUGUCAGGGAUGGAUCUGGAGAACUGCAAUCCGAUCAGCCACGUGGGGACGACGACGAUGACGACGAUGAUGGUGGGCAUUCUGCGGUUGAUGAGAAAGAGACGAUUGAAAUUGAAACUGUCGAAUUGGAUUCCACAGAGGACGCGAAAAGUGCCAACGAUUUGGAUGGAGAUGGAAUACCCGAUGACGAGGACGAUGAUAUCGAUGGGGACGGCAUUCCGAACGAAAAGGACGAUGAUAUCGAUGGAGAUGGCAUACCGAACGACGAGGAUGAUGACAUCGAUGGCGAUGGCAUCCCGAAUGAAGAUGACGACGAUAUUGAUGGCGAUGGUGUGCCCAACUCCAAGGACGAGGACAUCGAUGGGGAUGGUGUGCCCAACUCCAGGGACGAAGACAUCGAUGGCGAUGGCAAGGCAAAUCACGAGGAUGAUGAUCUAGAUGGUGAUGGCACUCCAAAUCAUGAGGACGAAGAUCUCGAUGGAGACGGUGUGCCCAACGAGGAAGAUGAUGACCUCGAUGGUGAUGGCAAAAUAAAUCACGAGGAUGAAGACCUCGAUGGUGAUGGAGUGAAAAAUGACGAAGACGAGGAUCUCGAUGGAGACGGCAAAGUGAAUCACGAGGACGAAGAUCUUGAUGGAGAUGGCGUGAAGAACGAAAAGGACGACGAUUUGGAUGGCGAUGGUACCAACAAUUCUCAGGAUGAAGACCUAGAUGGUGAUGGUGUGCCAAAUGAAAAGGACGACGAUCUGGAUGGAGAUGGCAUCCUGAACGAGCACGACGGUGAUGUGGAUGGCGAUGGAGUUCCCAAUGAACACGAUCACAAGGAUAGCGGUGAGAAUGCCGAUGAUGAUGAUGACGACGAUGAUGAGGAUGACAAGGAGGCGGUCAAGAAGCGAAGCAAACGUGAAGUGGAUGCUGCUCCUGUUCUGGACAUUCAGGCUCCACCAAGUCCCGCCGAAGAAUUUCCCGUAGAGGAAGAAAUCGUAAAGGAGGCAUCUGCCGAAGAGGAAGCCGAAGUUGAGGCUGUGAAAUUAGAGGAGCCCGAGCAGGAAGCUGUUCAGGAACCCGAACCGGAACCGGAAGUGGAACCAGAACCGGAAGUGCAACCCGAACCAGUCCAGCAGGAAGAAGAGAAGGCCGAAUCUGCCGAAGUAACGGAGGAGGAAAAGCCAGCACCAGUGGAGGAGGCUGAGGAGGAAUCUGUGCAGCCAGAAGCCGCUCCCAAAAAAAUCGAAGCUGUCCAGGAGGAAGCACAAGAUGAACCCCAAGUCGAUGCCGCACAAGAUGCCGCACAAGAUUCCGCUGAUGAUGACGAUGACGAUGAUGACACCAAGCCAGAGGAUGAGCUUCUUUGGGAAGGACACAUUCCUGAGAACCGCCGCAGUCGCCAGCACAUUACCGAACUGCUCCAGCUGGACGAGGAGUUCAAUGCCCGCGAGAAGGCUACCGACAACGUGGCCGAGAUCAUCCUGCGGGACAUUAAGCGCAUCUACGAGAACGCUGUCAAGCCCCUGGAGACCCUGUACAAGUACCGCGACCUGAGCAACCGCCACUUCAGCGAUCCCGAGAUCUUCUCCAAGCCACUGAUUCUGUUCAUGGGUCCCUGGUCCGGCGGCAAGUCGUCCAUCCUUAACUAUUUGACCGACAACGAGUACACGCCGAACUCUUUGAGAACUGGUGCUGAACCCUCUCCGGCCUACUUCAACAUUCUGAUGUGGGGCAAUGAGACGGAGGUUCUGGACGGAACCCAACUGGCGGCGGACUACACCUUUGCUGGCCUUCAGAAGUUCGGUCAGGGAUUGGAGGAGCGCCUGCGUGGUCUGAAGAUGAAGAGCAAGAUCCUCGAGAAGGUCAACAUCGUCGAGAUACCCGGCAUUCUAGAGGUGCGCAAGCAAGUGUCCCGCGUCUUCCCCUUCAACGACGCCUGCCAGUGGUUCAUCGAUCGGGCGGACAUCAUCUUCUUGGUCUACGACCCGGCCAAGUUGGAUGUGGGCCCCGAGACGGAGGCCAUUCUCGACCAGCUGAAGGGGCGCGAGUACCAGACGCGCAUCAUCCUCAACAAGGCGGACACCGUCAAGCCUGAGGAGCUGUUGCGCGUCCAGGGCGCCCUCAUCUGGAACAUCUCGCCCCUGAUGUCCUCCGCCCAGCCGCCGCUGAUGUACACCACCUCGCUGUGGACCCAUCCCUACCAGGAUGGCGCUCCCGCCCGCCUGCUGCUCGCCCAGGAGCGCGCCUUCUUGCGCGACCUGCGCACAGCCAUCGACAAGCGCAUCGAGCACAAGAUCGCCAGCGCACGUCGUUUUGCGGUGCGUGUGCGCAAUCACGCCAAGAUGGUGGACUGCUACCUGAACACGUUCAACAACCACAAGACGCUGUUUGGAAACAAGAAGCGCAUCGCCGAUGACAUCAUCGAUCAUCCGCAGAACUACCACAUCUACGAGGGACUCUCCACACUGACGAACAUCUCGCGCUACGAUCUUCCGGAUCCGGAAGUCUACCGCGACUUCUUCCGCCUGAAUCCGCUGUACGAAUUCAAGAAGCUGAGGGACACCUGCACCUACUUCCGCGGCUGUCCGAUCACCAAACUGGACCUGGCCAUUGCCUACGAGCUGCCCGAGUUGGCCGGCAAGUACAAGAAGAUGUCCGAGGCUGCGUUGGCCGCCAUUGAGGCACAGCAGCAGGAUGGAACCUUGAGCCAAGCCGAGCCUAAGAGGACGAGUUGAGGUGUUGGCUCCUCCCAGAGGAGAAAACCUGCCAUUUAGUUUGUUUUAGUGAGAGAUAGAGAGAGAAUGUGACAUCGGCACCGGAAACCGUCUAUAGGGAAUUAAUAUCGAGAAGGGAGAAAUGUUAUAGAACCCCCAGAAAUCGGUAGAGAACAACAGCGCAAGACAAAAAACAAGGACAUUGUUUGAGGAGAGAGAGGUAUAGCUUAGCUAAAGAGAGAGAAAGCCGGAGAAAGUGUGUGAGAGAGAGGGCGAAAUGAAAGAGAGAGAGAGGCAAGAGCGUUUUGAAAAAAAAAACAAUUGUUGCUUUGGAGAACUUUCAAUUUCAACCGCCUUGCAGGAGAUCUUUAUUUUCAUUUCAUUUACUACAACUUAACCGAACUGAGAGCUUUAUGAGAGGGAAACUAAUACAAUAUCGAGAGCAAAACACAGACACAAUAAAUACUUUCAUAUUUAUCCAAGUAGAGAGGGAACAUAGAGUCUUUUCUAGGCGAGUAGAUCAGCACUUAUCCCAAAUCUGAGAGCAAUAACUAAUGUACGAACUAUCGACGACUUCUAACCCACAUACAUAACCCCAAAAUCCGACCCCUCAUUGGCUAAUAGCACCGUAUAAUUCCCAUGUUCCCGGUUUUUUUUUCUUUUCUUUCCUCAAAUAGUAAAGGACAACAGCGCAGAGUUUUGAUUUUGAGAUCUGAGAUUUGAGUUUUGAGCAAAUGGAAUUUCGUAAAGUUUUAAUUUCUUUGGUUUCUUGUUUCUGUCCCUGGCGAUUUUUCGUAGCUUAUAAGACUUUUUUGAUAAAAGCAAACAGUGAAGACGAUAAUAAUGAAUUAAACCUAUUUAAAUAGAACAAAUAAUCUUGUUGGCGAGCGAGAACAGCUCCUAUACAUAAAAUUUAAAUAAUCAAUUUUACACACUGAAAGCCUAUGUAAAAAAUGAACUGUGAGAGCGGGUGAAAUACACAAAUAAAUAAAAACAACAACAGAAAACCCCAAGCAA